AUGCAACCAGACAUACCCAAUGUUCAGAGCGCACGAGCAUCCAGGUUUCCAGGUUACCAGGCAGCAUACUUAUUCAUUGGGUAUCUAGUGGCGCAAGCUGUUAGCUUUUUCCUCAGCUUUCUAGUCUACUUGCUGGAAGAAAAUCUCCGUACGUCUUUCUCGGAUACCACCUUGCCUUUCUUGAUUGCUCUAUGCGUGUGCAUUUCCUGCUACUUCGUACCUCCUCUUGUUAACAAGCGGCUGUUCCUUCAGAAGAAAUUAAAAGAGUUUGAGCCAGAUUAUUACGUGUCGCUUGACAAUAGCGACGUGAAAUAUGUCAAUGCUGGGCUUAGAUCGGCGAACUCUGAAUGUAACGUCAAGACUCGUUAG
Messenger RNA from Priapulus caudatus, 369 nucleotides. RefSeq lists its product as uncharacterized. The record is from RefSeq and is a predicted model, not a curated record. Bases 1 to 369 code for a protein of 122 amino acids. The transcript has 5 exons. NCBI's taxonomy places the organism in Eukaryota, Metazoa, Priapulida, Priapulimorpha, Priapulimorphida, Priapulidae.